Messenger RNA from Carassius carassius (crucian carp), 598 nucleotides. RefSeq names its product thiosulfate:glutathione sulfurtransferase-like. Gene Ontology annotation, molecular function: thiosulfate-cyanide sulfurtransferase activity. Lineage: Eukaryota; Metazoa; Chordata; Actinopteri; Cypriniformes; Cyprinidae. Bases 120 to 473 code for a protein of 117 amino acids. The transcript has 4 exons. The record is from RefSeq and is a predicted model, not a curated record. Gene Ontology annotation, cellular component: mitochondrion.
GGUGACUUUUACAAGACCACGCCUACGCUUACAGUAGAGCCAAUAUGAGAUGGCUUUUAAAAACUUGAAUGACGAGGAAGUAAAGGUGCGACCACCCGGUGAACUGUCUUAACGUCAACAUGACAAGCAGCGAUAAGGAGAUUUCCUAUGCUGAUCUCAAAGCUCUCUUGGCGAAGGGUUCAGGGCUUGUUGUGGAUGUCCGCAGUAAAGAGGAGGUAGAUAGAGGCUGUAUUCCUGGCUCCAUUCAUAUUCCAGUGGAAAAUGUAGAAAGUGACAUGUCAUUGGACGCAUCUGAAUUCCGGUCUACGUUUGGCGUAGUUAAGCCGUCUCUGGACAGCUCUGAACUGGUUUUCCACUGUCAGGUGGGAAGACGUGGCGCUGUUGCCACAGAGAAAGCCAGAGGCCUGGGCUUCAAGAAUGCCCGUAAUUAUGCUGGUGGCUACAAGGAAUGGUCAGACAAAGGAGGCAAGUGACAAUACUCAGAACUCCUGAAAAUCUGAAGAUUCCAUCUUAAAUCAGGGACCUUUUUUCACUUAUACCUCUUAAUGAUAAUCAUAAUAAUUGUCCAUGUAUUUUAAUAAAGUCUGAUUAUUAAACA